CAAAAGCCAACCGGAAGUUCCGACACUACUGUAAGUGGCUAGCAGCGAGAGCUAAAAAGGUUAUCAUCAGAUCCAAACGCGUAUUUAACUUUACUCAUUAGUUAUGUGGAAUUAAUUUGAAACAGUGAACAUAUUGAGCAUGAAAAUAAGAGGGACGUAGAAAUAUUGCCAAGUCGUUUCAAUAAACUUCUGUCGAGCGACUACUUUUUUACCUGAGGGAAAAAUCAAUGCUGAGGUUGUAUAUUUGAGAGAUGGGCUCUGAAAACCCAGAGGACUUUGGGCCAACUGGGAUCCUUGCUGAGGAAGAUCAGCAAGAAAUUGGAGGCCUGAUCAACUCCGAUGGAGAAGAAGUGGAUUUCUCAGAUCUCAGUGAGCAAAUAAAUUAUAACAGAGAGAGUGCUAUCCAUGACAUUGUACCUGCAGAGGCUCCCUCCAAGACAUUUGAUCAAAGUGAGACUGAAAAACCACCGUCUCUUCACAGCUGCUCAGUGUGUGGUAAAGACUUCCCUUACGCCUCUAAACUUCAGCGCCACCUACGCACUCACUCUGGAGAGAGGCCUUUCCCCUGCUCUAUGUGUGAGAAGAGAUUUCCAGAAAAGGGGCUGCUCAUGAUCCAUGAAAGGGUCCACACUGGGGAAAAGCCAUUCCCAUGCACUUUCUGUGAGAAAAGAUUUGCCAGUCAGGGUGAGCUCCGACUGCACCGGCGGACACACACCGGCGAGCGGCCAUAUCACUGCUCCAUCUGUCUGAAGAGCUUUUCCCGACACUGGCAUCUGAAGACUCACCUAGAGGCGAUGCACUCUGAGGUUGUGGCGGGCUUUACGAGGAAGAAGUUCCCAUGUUCGGACUGUGAUAAGAGCUGUAACUCGGCAGCGGAGCUGAGAGAUCACCAGAGGACUCACACCGGUGAGAGGCCCUAUCAGUGCUCUUUCUGUGACAAAAGGUUCGCCUUGUCGGGAACACUUGUGAGACACGAGCGCCUCCAUACUGGCAUCACGCCCUACCACUGCUCCGACUGUGGUAAGACAUUUGCACAGCAGUGGACUCUGACGACACACAUGCGGACUCACACGGGGGAAAAACCUUACAGCUGCACACAAUGCGAUAAGUCUUUUGUAGCUCCAGGAGAGCUUCGGAGGCACACCAGGAUUCACACAGGAGAAAAGCCGUACACAUGCAAGGACUGUGGGAGGCACUUCUCACUUGCAGGAACUCUCAGAAACCACAAACGAUCGUGUACACAGAACAAGAAUGGAUCAGUUCCAGAUGUAAUCUCAGACCCAGUUCAAGCUGCAGCUGGCGCAUCAUCCCAGCAAGACCUGGCCAACAACAUCCACUCUGAGGGAGAGACAACGCACAACCAUUACAAAGUGUCUGACAGUCAGAGUUCACCCAGUGCAGUUGAGCCCCAUUCCUCAGAGGAUCAUAGCUGUGACGAAGCAGCUCAGUGUGAAAAUAACCCCCGAGAACCAGAAGAGCAACCAGAAGACGUCACUUCUAGUCCGCAUAUGAGCGUCAUAGUUAAAGAGGAGGAAGAAGAGAAACCCUUGUGUGAAGAAGCUCCGGACCAUGUGUAUGGUAGUGAGGAUUGCACCAAUCAGGAGGAAACUGAAGAGCAGCAUCAGGAAAGCAACACAGAAAUAAGGAUAACAGUAAAGGAGGAAGAAGAGGAACUUGUGAACACGUCCGGAGAGGACCCUGAUCAUGUCUCUGGCAGCGAUAAAGACAGCGCUCCAGCCUCACCAGGGCAGGAAGAGUGUAACAAUCUGACAAAGAGCUCUUACUGCUGUGGCCUCUGUGGGAGGGACUGUCACAAGAUGUCGGCGCUUCAGAUUCACAUGCGAAUUCAUUCGGGUGAGAAACCUUUCCAGUGCAGUCUGUGUGGAAAGCAGUUCACCCAGAAAGGUCAGCUCAAGGGUCACCAGAAGGUGCACACGGGAGAAAAACCGUUCUCCUGCCCGGACUGUGGGAAGUGCUUCGCCCACUCGGGCGCCAUGAACAGACACCGGCUCACACACACAGGGGAGAGGCCCUACCACUGCUCUGUGUGCGACCGGAGCUUCAACCAGUCCGGCCGAUUGAGGGAACAUGAGAAGAUCCACUUUGGGGAGAAGUUUGACUGUCCUGAAUGUGAAAAGAGUUUUACCCGAGCUUCAAGCCUCAAGAACCAUUUCAGGCUUCACACGGGAGAGAGGCCGUAUGCCUGCGACACCUGCGGGCGAGGCUUCAGCCGCUCACAAAGCCUAAGGCUCCACAAACGGAAACAUGAGCAGAUGCACACUGAAGAGGAGUCCGGCUUCAGUGCAAAGAACGACGAUUCAUCACAGAGUGACGAUAACUCCCCGAUUAAUAUGUGUAUAGCAGACAAAAAUGACUGAAAAUGUAUUUAUUUGAACUACAGAGAUAUGUACCAGUAGUAGUAUAACGAUAGAACGAAGAUUUUAGGCAGUAAAACGGGAACUGAAAACGUUCAGGGAACUGUCAUUAAAACAAUGUGGUGGUUCACAUAAAAGUAUUAAAGCUAAAAUAUGUAACUCCCUGAAAUUAACAAACGGACAAGUGUGAGAUGAUGUUCAGCAACUAACACCACUUUGAAACAAAGGCCCAAUCCCAAAGUCCGGACUCCCAGAAUCCCUCUUAGAGUUGUCCCAAUGUCGAAUUUCAAAGGGUGCGAGUGUUUGAGUACGCACUGACCGAGCCCUUUCUGUGAGUCUGCAUCAACGCAGACUUCACCUAAUGGAAUUAUCCACACGACGUUUACCGCAGAGGCCAUAAGGAAAUCCGGAAAUUCGAAAGGUAAACAGCAUAACACACGACCACGGAAUAGAACGGACAUGUUGUCCAGCUUGUAAAACAAGAGUUUGAAAAAAUUUGGUCUCCUUUGCCUGGGCCGUGUGGAAAGCAACAAACUAAAAAUGCCCAAACAGGCAAGUGUCGGCAACAUCUUUGUUGUUAAACGUCGCCAAGGUAACGUGAUCUCGUGAAGUGCUGUCCCAAUCCCAUUUAUCUGAGCCCAUGUGCCCUCAAACACUCAAUCACUUAGCACCUGAGAUCCAUUAAGUCUGUGAGUCUUUAGUCCAGGGCUCACUUUGGGAUUUGGCCAAAAUGACCAGACAUAUUUACUACAAACAUCUUGGAAACUGUUCAGAUGAUAGAUUUUAGGACUCAUAUUUACUCUUUUAUCACUCUUACUUAAGUUAGUUGCAACAAAAUAUCACACUCACAUUUAGAGUAUUUACUGUAGUGCAAAGGACUUAUUUAAGGUCUGUGAUUUCACAUUUUUUCAUGCAGUAUUUGUCAUUCAAACUAAUCGUGUAUGUGGACAUUGGAUUGAAGAGUAAUUGUUUUUGUAUCUGACGUUACAUUGGCCGAUAAUCCGUCUACGAAUCAGGUGAAACUGGAAUUCAUUUUUUGGCUACGACAUAUUUUAGCUGGUAAUGAUCAUGAUAUUCAUCAUGGUCUUUUGCCAAAACCAUUUUCCCAACUGGUGAUUCUCUGUUUGUGUUAUUCAACAACUAAAUCAUGAAUCAGGUUCACCUGGUUUAGAAAACUCUUAAAGGCCAAGUAACUAUUGUGAAUAAAGGUCAUCUUAUAAUGAUACAAAAGGCAAUAAUUUAAAGCCAUGUAGAUGUUACAUUUUGCCCAGAGCUGCCUCUGUCUUAUUGUAUGGGACAUGUCUGACUCCUGACAGGAGUUUAUGUACAAGAGGUACAAAUAUAUGCCUCUAAAAGUCAUGAAUAUGUGUCAUGAUGUUUUUUUAAACUAUUAAAAGGAAUUGCCUGUAGACACUGACCAUAAAGGUUCUGGUUAGAAAUCGAGACACACUAUAUUUUUAGUUCAAGUGAUGAGUAAAAAAGUUACAAAUGUUCUCAAUCAGUUUACUAUGCAUGACAUGAUGCAUGUUCUGGAUCAAGCAAGCACAUAAAUCCUCUGGGAAAUGAAUUCACUUGUCUUGGGUUCACACAAAACCCUUUAUAUUUUAUUACAGUAUGAUUUCCCAUACUGACUUGAACAUGUGUGGAAAAGGAGUACAGGAAUAGGUUUUUUGCCAAAAGGUAUAGAAAAACAUUGGUAAAACACAUUUUACCGCAAUAACAAGUAAUAACAGCACAUGGAUACAAAAAAAUUAGAUCACACAACAUUGUACACAACAGUGUCCAGGUCCAGGAUUAUGUACAGUGUAUUUUGCUAGGCUAUAUAAGACAAUUUAAACCAAUAUUUUAGCAAUAUCAAUAUUAUUUCUUGAACCUUUGAGAAAUUUGACUGUUAAAUGUUUGACUUAUUUUUAUUUCAUGCAAUGAUACUAUUUUAUACUACUAGUCAUGUAUUCUAAUUUCUAUCUGAUAAAGAACUGUUACCAGUUAACGUUUAUGUAUAGGCAGUCUGCUCACUCUGAUAUAGACUUUUUUCACGGUGGACAUGUUGACGAGUCAUAUGAAAGCACAGGUGUAUUCAAAACCAUUAAUGAUGGCUGCAUGCCACUUAGGAGAGGCCCUGGUAUUGUGCAUGCUGACCCACUGAAAUAGCUUACUGGGACACUCGAUGGAAUUGUGCCAUCGUUAAGGUUAUCAGUUUCAGCUGUGCUUUUAUUACUAUAACAAGUCAAAAUGUCUGCUGUGAAAAAGGUCCGUUAU
Etheostoma spectabile (orangethroat darter) is the source of this 4634-nucleotide messenger RNA. Its product is annotated as zinc finger protein 2 homolog. Gene Ontology annotation, biological process: regulation of transcription by RNA polymerase II. The transcript is spliced from 7 exons. Bases 252 to 2378 code for a protein of 708 amino acids. The record is from RefSeq and is a predicted model, not a curated record. NCBI's taxonomy places the organism in Eukaryota, Metazoa, Chordata, Actinopteri, Perciformes, Percidae. Gene Ontology annotation, molecular function: RNA polymerase II cis-regulatory region sequence-specific DNA binding; DNA-binding transcription factor activity, RNA polymerase II-specific.